AUGUUAGUUUGGCCCCAGCUAGAACUAGACCCGGGAGAGCCUCAAAGCCAUCAGACUACCACAAAUGGGACUACCGCACGGAACAACGCUACUGUUGUGGCGUUCACCAUGAAUCACCAAUCAUCUUUAGGGAGAAUAAGUUUUGUGUUAUUAUUAGUGCUGCUCCAACAUUCACAAUGUUUGCCUAGACUCGAUCCGUUGGUAGACACAAAUGUCGGCCUCAUUCGCGGACUGAGAGCUGAUGAUGGAAACUAUUCCAAGUUCUUGGGAAUACCGUAUGCUCAAGUGAACCCUGACAAUCCAUUUGGAGAAUCAAGAGCACAACCCAAAUUUGAAGAAAUAUUUGAAGCGUACGAUGAAUCAGCGGUGUGCCCCCAAAUGUAUUGGUGGACCGGCGAGAUUGACGGUAACCCCAACUGCCUUCAACUCAACAUUUUUGUACCAGAUACUGCUAACUCUAACAAUAGACUCCCAGUAAUGGUUUGGAUCUACGGAGGUGCUUUCGAAAGGGGGGAAUUUAGUACAAAAUUGUACGGACCCAGGUAUUUGAUUAAACAUGAUGUCAUAAUAGUCACAAUAAAUUACCGAGUUGGUCCUUACGGAUUCAUGUGUCUUGAUACUCCUGAUAUACCUGGUAAUCAAGGUUUAAAGGACCAACAUUUGGGAAUGCAGUGGAUUAAAGAUAACAUAGAGGCGUUUGGCGGUGAUGCAAACCAAAUUACAUUAUUUGGUUUGAGUGCUGGUGGACAUUCUAUAGACCUGCAUCUGUUAUCUCAAAAGGAAGUAGUUUAUAACAAAGUUAUUAUGCAAAGUGGAAGUUCUUUAGCUGCAACAGUUUUGUAUGAACCGGACAGAUCAGCUCACAUAAAACUAGCACAGCAUUUAGGCUUUAAAACUAUGGACACCGAUGAAGCCAUUUCAUUCUUAGCUAAAUCUGAUUCAAAAUUAGUGGUUGCAGCUACUCGUGAUCUUGGUAUCGUUUUCAAACCUUGCAUAGAAAACAAUUUUGAAGGAGUGGACCCGUUUUUAAAUAGCUCUUGGAUACAUGCUGCAACACCAAAAGUUAGGGACAUGCCUGUGCUAACUGGAUACAAUGAACAUGAAUUGGCUGGCACUCAUUUCAACAAGGAUGUGGAAUAUUUUAAAGACUUGACAAUUAUAUCAGAUUAUAUGCAGAGAUUAUUUAAUUUCGAUGAAGAAGAAUUACAAGAGAUGAGUGAUUCUAUAGCGCAUUUUUACUUUGGUGAUGAACCUAUAAGUUCAGAUAUUAAAAUGCCUCUAAUUUAUUUGGAUUCUGAUUUCACUUACAUUCAUCCCAUACAAAGAAGUAUUCAGAAAUACAUAGAAGCAAGGGCAAGGAAUGUUUAUUAUUACGUUUUCUCAUAUCUAGGAGGACGAAAUUCUAUUUUAGCUAAUGAUGGUGAUGAAAAUACUGUUUGCUGUGCCGCUCAUUCUGAUGAUGCACCGUAUAUAUUUGACAUGGUGAAUAAGCCGCCACCAACAGCACACGACGAAGUUGUAAUUGAGCGUAUGACUACAAUGUGGACCAAUUUUGCCAAAUAUGGUGACCCAACACCGCAGACAACUGAACUACUCCCGGUGAAAUGGGAGUCAGUGACAAAAGAAACUUACAAUUAUAUGAACAUUGGCUCUGAACUUUCUAUGGGCAGAAGACCAGCUCAUGACAGGAUGGCAUUCUGGGACCUGUUCUACAAACUGAACGGAAACAAACACAAAAUGUAAACAAGUACAAAAUAUGCACGAUCUUAAACUAUUAUAAGAAUGUAUACAUUUUUUAAUAAAUGCUAAUAUUUCUC
Spodoptera exigua (beet armyworm) is the source of this 1817-nucleotide messenger RNA. The record is from the annotation of a GenBank genome assembly. Lineage: Eukaryota; Metazoa; Arthropoda; Insecta; Lepidoptera; Noctuidae.